Aedes aegypti (yellow fever mosquito) is the source of this 1335-nucleotide messenger RNA. RefSeq lists its product as uncharacterized. The coding region runs from base 67 to 1314 and encodes 415 amino acids. The record is from RefSeq and is a predicted model, not a curated record. The transcript is spliced from 5 exons. Lineage: Eukaryota; Metazoa; Arthropoda; Insecta; Diptera; Culicidae.
AAUUUAAUUUUAUCAGUACCAAUUUAGCCGCACACCUGUCAACAGCCUCCCGUGCCAUUCACUGUGAUGUCUACCACUAGCGAAAUAAUCAUAAGCAAAGAGGCUGUUGAUGGCUGGCGGAAUUUGGAUUUCUUCCGAGAUGUUGUGUCAAAGGAUUUAAGUCUUCCGGAAGAUGAAUUCUGUUUGAGUAAUCUAGUCGUUACCGAUGCCACCGGUAAACAGUCAGGUUUUAUGUCCUUGCUGCAUCGUGUUAAGCUGGAUGUCGAAUUGAAGGGUGGAAAUCGGGAGCAAAAAUCUUACAUCGUCAAAGAGAAAUCCAACGAUGUUUUCGGCGGAGAUAUGGUGGAUAAGUUCAAUGUUUUUGAAAAAGAGAUUGAAGCGUAUCAGAAGCUGAUUCCGGAAUUUGAAAAGCUUUUCCCACACAAGGUCAAAUUUGGACCUAAAUUUUUCAAAUCGGUUACAUUUCCUUUCACAGUGAUAGUGAUGGAAGAUUUGAACGCAUCUGGAUAUGUUAUGAAGAACUGUAGUAAACGGCUAGACAUCUCGCAAAGUAAGACAGUGUUGUCAAGAAUGGCCAAGUUCCAUGCUGCAUCCGUAGUUUACUUCAAACAAAAUGGACCCUACCCAAAGUCAUUCAAAACUGGUAUGUAUGAUGAGGAUUCCGCGGCAGACUGUGAGGCUUAUAUUGGGAAUCUGUAUAAGUCGCUAGUGGCGAGCUUGAUAGAACGCAAGUGUUCUAAUCAGUUUUUGGAAUUGAUAAAUCAAUGGGGUGCAAAUCCUUACGUUGCAGGAGCUAGGCUGUUUCGCCUGAAUGACAAUGACUUCAAUGUCUUGAACCAUGGUGAUCUUUGGAUGAAUAACGUGAUGUUUAGCGAUAAUGAUCUGCUAAUGAUCGACUUCCAAAUUGCUUUUUACGGUAGUUUUACGUUUGAUUUGCUGGAGUUCAUCUUCUGUACAGUGGAAGUUGACGAUAUAAUCAAUCAGUUCGAUGAUCUGAUCGAAUUUUAUCACCACGAGCUCCGAACAGCGUUUCAAAUGUUGGACAACAGCAACAUGUUGCCAUCGCUGGAGACGUUGCAAGCAGACAUCAAGAGGCACGGAUUUCUCGCAGCACUCCUGAUGAUAGAGGCGAUACCGAUGAUUUCCUAUAUCAAGGUGGGAGAGUUGAGUUUGGAACUAAUGUCUUCUUCAGAGCCAGAAGGUGAAGAGUUUAGGAGAAAACUAUAUCACAACGAAAAAUAUAUCGAAGUUGUGGACCGGUUAUUGCCCUUUCUGUUUGAACGAGGAUAUUUGAAGUGCUCAACAGAUUUCUGAAUAAAUACGUUUCAGCAACAA